Molecule: messenger RNA, 2070 nt
Organism: Truncatella angustata
Lineage: Eukaryota; Fungi; Ascomycota; Sordariomycetes; Amphisphaeriales; Sporocadaceae
Exons: 1
Coding region: 1-2070 (689 amino acids)
Source: RefSeq, a predicted model, not a curated record
AUGCCCGUCACCGACACAGGGUUCGGUUCCAACAAUCCUUUCCGCCGAACCACGGUCAAGGACCCCUCGUCAACAGCCAUAACAUCCAGCGGACCCACGUCUGUCUCUACCUCUACCUCUACCUCUACAUCUACAUCCACCCCUACGCCCGCGUCCACUUUCCCCAGCUCCGGUUCCAUCUUCUUCGACGGUGCCUCUGCAUCGACAUCUAUAUCUGCCUCUGCCUCACCCUUGAGCUCUGCCUACCGACCGCCCCCGCCUUUCACGACAUUCAGGUCCGCCGGCCCCGAUGCUGGCGAGAGCGGGCGUCGGGUGGACGAGACACCAGCACCCUCCAGGCCGAAGAAGAUCAUAAAGAAAGUGCGCGUGCAAUCGCCGCCGCCAUCAUCGCCCGAGGAUGCCACUCCCGUCGGGAGAUACCCGCCGGAUGAUUACAGCGACAACAGCAGUACCGAUGAGAGGGAGACCGUGGAACACAUCGACCCUUUCAAUAGCGGUCCGAUUAGACCCGAAAAGAAACAUAAUGCCGUCGACGGCGACCCUUGGCCUUCUCUUCCACCUGCGAAUCCAUUCUCCAAGACACUGCAGGACCUGGAACAGAGUGCACAUGAACAAGAAGGCCAGGCACCAGCGGGAGGGAAAACAGCGCUCGAUGUCGAUUCGUUCAAAAGGUUACUUUUGACGGGUUAUGCCAACAUGCCUGGCCCAGGAGGCGCCACAGCUACAGCGAGCAGCCUGAGCUUGGGAUCUCAGCAGGCUACAGUUCCAGACGGCGCAAGUAACACGGAUGCUAGCUCUGUAUCAAAGCAAUCUAUAUACGAUCCUGCACAGGAUACGCCCAGAACGUCGCAUGAGAUCUCCGAGGCCGAUGAGUCGACCGUUGCUCCAGCCUCUCCUCUGGCCAAUGUGCAACCUGCGUCGGGCCGCAAGCCGCCACCGCCUCCCAGUUCCAGGCACGGGAAACUUAUCAAGAUGGAGCUUGGAGCUAACAAUAAAGUCAAGAAGGGACCGCCUCCAGCCAUCUCUGUCGACACGUCAUCUCCUACCACGGCCCCAAAUCGGAAGUCUAGCACCCAAUCACUCUCGCAGUCUUCACCGCCGUCAAGCUCCGAUAUCAACAAACCGUUGCCUCCACCUCCGUUGCGUGCUUCAGGCGAGGAAGAUGUGGACUCGCCCUUCGACCGAGAGGCUGCAGGGAAGUUGCCAGAGGCUUUCUUAGACCAUACAACAACAACAAGUCCACAACCUCUGGCUUCACCGGCCGGAACGACUCGUCCUCGCUCAGGGUCCCAGACGAGCACACUUACUACCUCGAGUGCGCAUCGGAAGCCCGCUGCUCCUCCUCCCCGGCGUCAAGGCCACGGUAGGACAGACAGCAAGCCGCCGUCUAUUCUGUCAGAUAAGGCUGAAGAUGACCAACCUAGAAGCUCUCUCGAAUCGACUCGGUCCCGAGCCAGCAGUCUCCAGGUGAAUGCUGGCCCAGACAAGCACCAAGCUGCUCCAGCACCACCGCCACCAAGACGGCCGAACCAUACACGGCAGGGCAGUACGCUUGCGAGCCCAUCUACUACAGGCACCACUUACGUUUCCAGUCCGGUAAUAAGUGACGACAGCAGGCCACCAAGCGCGUUGGGUUUUAACCCCAUGGCGCACCAGAACCUAGGAGCAGCGGGCGCUGCGACGCAUAGCAGGGACGUUCUACCAAAGCUGUCACCUCCUCCACCACCCCCAGCUCGCCAUUCUAGUGUGAGAAGACCAUCGGGUAACAGUGUCGAAACUACCUCAUCGCGCAAGGUGAGCCGCGAAAAAGAAGGUGCCGUGGCCAAACCUCCACCACCGCCGCCAAGGGCAAGAGGGAGUAGCAAACCGACUCUUGGUGCCGCAGAUGUGCUUGGCGCAACUGGGCGACCAAGGACUGGAAGUGAAGUAGGCAGAUUGGACGAGGAUACUGCUGCUACAGGCGAAGAGCUCACUCGAGUUGAUUCGGCAGCAGGAGAUGAUAUAAUGGAACAACUAAAAGCACUGCAACAAGAGGUCGAGGCAGCCAGGAAGGUCUCUGGCAGUGGCUGA